CCCUAUAUAUAGAUAAUAACAAGACGUUGUGUUCAUGUUUAAUCAACUUUGCAUAUGGUCAUUUACAAAUGAAGAAUUUUAUAUCGAUAAACAUAGUUUUGGUUUUAGCACUGGUUUACGGAACACACAAUUUAUUAGCAGUAACAGCACCAGUGUGUUCUGACUGUGCAAAUGUUGAUCAUCCAUGGAAUUGUCAUAAAUCAAUCAGGUGUCAAGCUAAUGACGUUUGUUCUGUGAAUGUAUUUUCGCACCUAGGGACAGUACUCUAUUCGCUAGGAUGUCAGAGGAAGCAGAUUUGUUUAGAAUUCAUAAAUCAUGCUGGUCCAAAUAUAGGAAAACGUAUUGCUGAUGCUGACUUCUGCUUCGCCUGCUGUAUAGACGAUAUGUGUACGAGAAUAACGUCGUGUUAUCAACUAAGAGAACAGAUGAAUGCAACAAUGUUCCAGUGAGCUCUGUCUACAAGAUUAUGACCCCGUCAGUUAUUGUAUUAAUAAAACUAUGAAAAAUG
This is a messenger RNA of Mytilus trossulus (common blue mussel), 508 nucleotides long. RefSeq lists its product as uncharacterized. Bases 69 to 449 code for a protein of 126 amino acids. The record is from RefSeq and is a predicted model, not a curated record. NCBI's taxonomy places the organism in Eukaryota, Metazoa, Mollusca, Bivalvia, Mytilida, Mytilidae. The transcript is spliced from 6 exons.